AUGGAGGAGAAAGUGAGUGACACCCUAAGAGUCUUACAAAAUGAUGGAGACUCAUUUUCUCAAAGAGCAGAAAUGUAUUACAGAAAAAGGCCUGAGCUUGUUGAAUUUGUAGAAGAAGCCUUUAAAGCAUAUAGAGCCUUAGCCGAAAGAUAUGAUCAUUUAUCAAGAGAACUUCAAAGUGCAAACAGAACUAUUGCAAGUGUCUUCCCUGAUCAAGUUCCACACCAUAUUGAUGAUGACGACGACGAAGAAAGUGACGCAGGAACAAUUUCUCCAUCUCCUGACUUCAACAACCAAAUUCAAAAAUCAGUCGUUCCAAAGGUUCCAAAGAAAGAUUUUCGAAGUCCUUCGAUGUUGCUAUCCCGAAAAGGUCCAACUAAGAGAACUUCUUUUUCAAAAUUUAUUCCAACAACUCCAGGAUCAGAUCUUACCAAAACUGAAGCAAUAGGCGAGAUCGACAAACUUCAGAAGGAUAUUUUGGCGCUGCAGACCGAGAAAGAGUUUGUGAGAAGCGUGUAUGAGCGCGCAUACGAAAAGUAUUGGGAAAUCGAAGAUCAGAUAACAGGUAUGCAGAAACAUGUUUGCAGUUUGCAAGAUGAAUUUGGCGUCGGUACUGUCAUUGAAGACGACGAUGCUAGAGCUUUAAUGGCAGCAACGGCACUGAAAUCAUGUCAAGAGACGCUUUCAAAGUUGCAAAAGAUUCAAGCACAGUCAUCAGUAGAAGCUAAAGUUGAAUAUGAAAGAGUUAAAAAAGCUCAUGAGAUGUUUGAGAAUCUUAGAGAUCAAUUCAUCACUAAAUUCACGGGUCAAGAAGAACAAGAACAUGCCGACACAUGUAAGAGCAUAAUUAGUGAAGAACAGAAAAAUAUUGAUAAAGAGAUAGCUAGUUUGGAACAACAAGAGAAUGAUGUUGUUUUGUUGAGAGAAACGAUUAAAGAAAAAUUGGAACAAGAUUCUGGAAACACUCUUACUGUGACUGAAAUGGCCGAAUGUAUUGAUGAGCUUGUGAAUAAAGUUGUUACUUUGGAAACCGCGGUGUCUUCCCAAAACGGUAUGGUUAAUCGAUUGAGAUCAGAAACCGAUGACCUUCAAACAAAUAUAAAGAAAUUGGAAGAAGACAAAGAAAUGCUUAUAGCAGGAUCAGAAGUUACUAAUAAGAAGCUAAAAGAAUUUGAAGAGGAAUUGUUGAGAGUUAAAAUUCUCAACAAAAGUGUUAAAUCACAAGAUAAUAGCUUAAGAACGCAUUUCACUGAAGCUAGUUGUAAUAUUGAGCAUUUAUCUGGAAAGUUGAAUAAUAUGAAACAUGAUGUGGAAGAUGUGAAUUUAGUACUUUACAAGAAGAAGAAAACUGAUUCUAACGUUGAUGAUUCUGUAAUGAAGGAUGUUGACGGUCCUGCUAUGAAGGAUGUUGACGAUUCUGCUACGAAGGAUAUUAAUACAAAAGAGGAAAAUGAUGAUGGUGUAAAUGUGGAUGAUAACAAGUCUAUGAUGAGCCAAAAUACUAAUUUUAUUACUGAAAGGAUUGAAAAAAUGGGACAGCACGAUAAAGAUGAUUUGUCCGAUACAAUGAGCAAUCUUGAUAUUGAAUCACAGGAUUUUGACACUGGUGAGGGUGAUCAGCCUAAUUGGAGGCAGAUGUUUUUGAAUGGAUUGGAUGAUAGAGAGAAAAUUCUAUUGGAGGAGUAUACAUCUGUUUUGAGAAACUAUAAAGAUGUUAGGGUGAAGCUUAAUGAUGUUGAAAAGAAAAAUAGGGACAGCAUUUUUGAGUUGGCACUUCAGUUAAGAGAAAUGAAGAAUGCUCUUGUGACAAGGGACAAAGAGAUACAAUUUUUAAAUCAGAAGAUAAACGGUCCAGACACAAAUCCAGACGAAAGUCCAUACACAACAACCACAGAAUACAAAUAUACACCACAUGAAGCACUUUUUAGAAAAUCAGGUCAAGGAUCCAACAUGCAGGAUACUGAUACUUCAUCUCUAAACAUCGACAACAAUUCUAUCAGAACAUCUUUCGCAGACCAACAUGAAAACUCAUCAGCCCAUGGCCUUAGAACCCUUGAGAAGCUCAUGGCUGACCAAGAUAAGCGGCAAAACCUUUCGGAUUUAGAAAAGAAAUUCCGUUCAGACCUUGACGACCUCCUCGAGGAAAAUCUCGAGUUUUGGCUAAGAUUUAGCACAUCAGUUCAUCAGAUUCAAAAGUUUCAAAACUCAAUACAAGACUUAAAAGUAGAACUAAGGACAAUAAAGGAAAACAACAAAUCCGAAGGACAUUCACAUUCUAAACAUCAACAACCUAUGCAAUCUCAACUUAGGCCGAUUUUUCGACAUUUAAGAGAGAUUAGAACUGAAUUAUCGCUUUGGCUUGAACAUAAUGCAGUGUUGCAGGAUGAACUACAAGGUAGAUAUUCAUCAUUAUGCAACAUUCAAGAUGAAAUUGCAAGAGCAGGUAAUAAUAAUAAUGAAGAAUCUGGUGGUGCUGAUGAAAAUAAUAAAGAUAAAGAUGCUGAGAUAAUAAGUGGUUAUCAAGUUGCAAAAUUUCAAGGUGAGAUUCUUAACAUGAAACAAGAGAAUAGUAAAGUUGCAAGUGAGUUACAAGCUGGUCUUAGUCUUGUGAAAGGAAUGAAAAAUGAUGUUGAGAAGACACUUGAUGAACUUGAUCAAGCUAUUGGGAUUAGCAGUGCUCAUAGAGAGACAAAAAAGAACACAAAAGGUAAUAGAAUACCUUUGAGGUCUUUCUUGUUUGGUGUCAAGUUAAAGAGACAAAAGCAGUAUCAAUCACUGUUUUCAUGUGUCAAUCCUACACUGUCUAAACAAAAUAGUAUCAAUGAGCAAGUACCAGCUCCAAUAGAGAGAGAGCAAAUUUGAUUUCCUUUAUUUGAGUACUUGGAAAAUUGUUAAGGAUAUUGUAGUGUGAUUGUGUGACAAUAUAUAGAACAUGAAUGUUAU
Molecule: messenger RNA, 2943 nt
Organism: Medicago truncatula (barrel medic)
Lineage: Eukaryota; Viridiplantae; Streptophyta; Magnoliopsida; Fabales; Fabaceae
Product: protein NETWORKED 2A
Exons: 2
Coding region: 1-2862 (953 amino acids)
Molecular function (GO): actin binding
Source: RefSeq, a predicted model, not a curated record